This is a messenger RNA of Mustela lutreola (European mink), 3716 nucleotides long. It is a transcript of the gene MAFF, whose product is annotated as MAF bZIP transcription factor F. The record is from RefSeq and is a predicted model, not a curated record. Gene Ontology annotation, cellular component: nucleus. The coding region runs from base 1935 to 2444 and encodes 169 amino acids. The transcript has 3 exons. NCBI's taxonomy places the organism in Eukaryota, Metazoa, Chordata, Mammalia, Carnivora, Mustelidae. Gene Ontology annotation, biological process: regulation of epidermal cell differentiation; regulation of transcription by RNA polymerase II. Gene Ontology annotation, molecular function: RNA polymerase II cis-regulatory region sequence-specific DNA binding; DNA-binding transcription factor activity, RNA polymerase II-specific.
GGUUUCAGUUCCCAGGUGGGAUUAGUCAGACAAACCUACUGAUGGUUGGACCUGAGGAGCUAGUUGAAGGCCUGGGCCAGUCCUGGGACCCAGAGUCCUCACCCUGGGCUAGCCCAGGUCAUGGUCAGCAGGCAGUGGCACAGGUGGUCUUGGUCCAUGAAGGAUUAAUAUGUGAGGGGUGGGACCCUGACCUAGCCUUCUCUCCUCAUCAGCCCUGUGGGAUGAGAUGGGGGUUAGGGAUGCCUUCCUCCUAUUCUGCGUCCCUCCCAUCUACAAAGCUUAGAAUGUUGUGUGUGGGGGUGUGUGUUGGUAAUUGAACUUGCUGGGGCGAGAAACCAGAUGAUCUUUUAACCUUGAAUCUUUGAGCCCUGGUGAGCUCUGCUUCCACGGCUGGGAGUUUGAGUGACUCCAACUGCAACAGGAACUAGGCUAUGUGGGGUGGCAGGAUGGGUGUAGAAUGGGGAGGGACGGACCUGUAGGAGAGAAAGGAGAGUCCACAGCCCCAGUCUGGAGCCAGGGAUGUCCAGGAGUAUAGUAUAGGACUUGAGUGAGGGAGGUGGUGGCCAGGAGCACAGAAACUGCACAGGCCCAUCCUUCAGAGCUGGACAGGAAACAUCCCCCAGUAGGGUGGAGAUUCAAGGGACAAGGGGAAGUGGCUGGUUGGAUCACAGAUGGAGGGUUUUGACUCCCAUUGAAUCACCUCUGGGCCUUCCCUAGAGCCUGAGACUGAACAUGGGCUCCUGUGGCUCCCUCCUUCCUGACACUUUUAGCCUGAGUUGCAGUGGACCCUGUCAUGGGCUAGAUGCUGGGAAUAAGAUGGUGAACACACAAGAUCUAGAGCCUGCCCUCUGGGACCUUACGGUCGAGGAAGGGGAGACAAAGUUGAAAGAGCGACCAAACUCCGUGCAAAACCACAGCUGAGAUGGGUAGUAUGAGGCAGAAGGCUCUGUAAUUUGCAAGUAUAUAACAGGACUUUGACUUAGCCUGGGCAAUCAAGGGAAGCUUCCCUGAGGAGGUGACCAGUGACCUGGGUUGUCAGAUGGAGGGAUGGUCACCUGUGAAGCCCUUAAGGGCUGGGGUUGUGAUUCAUCUUUGGGCCUUUGGGACCCAGCAACAAGUCUGGCACAGAAUAGGUGCUUCUUGGAGGUUUGCUGAUGAAAUGAAUGAAUGAGCCUAGAUCCGUGUCCUGGAAGAACAACAUAGCACUUGGAGUAAAAGGCCUGGGAAUCCCAGGGAAGCAGGAAGCCUGAGGGAGCUACGGGAUUCUUGAAGCGGUCUCUCAAAAGUGAGCAGAUCGUUCAGGACCCAGGUGCCAUCCUCCUUCACUUGCACAUAUACACACACAGGCACACACAGAUACACGCAGACACACUCCCUGUGGGAAUUGUACAAGGAUGGUAGGUUACUGUCCUUUUUCUCAUUCGUUGUGACCGUGAGGAUCCUGGGAGAGAGUGGAGAGGGAAUCCAAUAGAGACAUGGGGGCUCUGCUGUGCGGGCUGGAAAGAAGGUUUUGAAAUGGGCUGAGCCUGGACUGGUUUGUAGGUUUGUGUCAGCUGUCUGCAGUGAGAGGGCCGGCACUGGAGGCAAGCGAGACCAGAGGCCAGUGAGGAGGUGGCUGUGGUCAUAGCUCCACUCCACUGAAAGGGGAAGUGGUCCCCAGCUGUGUAGGUGGAAUGGAGGGACAGUCAAGGCUGACAGUCCCAAAGUUUGUGUUCUCAUGCCUCUGCCUCCAGGAAGCCUUCCCCGAUUGCCUUCCCCUUCCUCCAGGGCCUCCAGUCUGUUGGUGGUCUUGGAGUUCCAUUCUACACCAGAAUCUGCCACUCAAAACUCCAAAGUAAUCAGUGCGGGAAAGUCCUCUAGGCUCGGUGAAGUUUGGGCAUGGUGGGAAACUGAGGCCACAAGAGGUCUCAGCCCGGAGGGCACCUUUUGCAAACAUGUCUGUGGAUCCCUUAUCCAGCAAAGCCCUGAAGAUCAAGCGUGAGCUGAGCGAGAACACGCCGCAUCUGUCUGACGAGGCGCUGAUGGGGCUGUCGGUGCGCGAACUGAACCGGCACCUGCGCGGGCUCUCCGCCGAGGAGGUGACGCGGCUCAAGCAGCGACGUCGCACGCUCAAGAACCGUGGCUACGCGGCCAGCUGCCGCGUGAAGCGCGUGUGCCAGAAGGAGGAGCUGCAGAAGCAGAAGUCGGAGCUGGAGCGCGAGGUGGACAAGCUGGCGCGCGAGAACGCAGCCAUGCGCCUGGAGCUCGACGCGCUGCGCGGCAAGUGCGAGGCGCUGCAGGGCUUCGCGCGCUCUGUGGCCGCUCGCGGGCCCGCCGCGCGCGUGGCGCCAGCCAGCGUCAUCACCAUCGUUAAGUCAGCCCCGGCCCCCGGGCCCGUGCCGGGGCCGGGCCCCGCCUCCGCCCCCGCCCCCACCCCCGGCCCCUCCCCCGCAGCCUGCUCCUAGUGUCCGCCUCGCCCCGCCCGGCCACGCCGCACUUCCAAGCCACACCCCCCACCCCACCCCGCCGCUUCCUUCCCAAAGUGCCUAAGCGUGGUCUCGUCCCCAGGUGCCAUUUCUCUGUAGCCACCAGCCCCGUGGUGAGCACAUGAUUCCUCCCGAGCCUGUUGUCUUCCUGUUGUGGCCCCUGUAACUGGGUCCUAAUAGGUGGCCUUGGGGUGAGACAACUUGGGUGGGAACGGUGGGGUGGUCUUGAAGUCUGGGGUCUCUUUUGGCUGAACAGUCCAGCCGUCUUAGACUGGGAUGGUGGGAUACAGAGUGGAUUAGAGAGAAGGGCUGUCCGGGAGGAGAGGGCCACCCCUCAUUUUGUAAAGUGUCUGCUCAGAUCGUGUCCUAGCCCCUCCGAACCCUCCCAGGAUUCGGGACUAGGUUUGGCUCCCAUAUGUGUCUCCUGGGACUGGAGGCUAAUGUGCCCCGCCUCUGCGCUGGGCCCAGCGGUGCCUGGCCUUCCAAAGCUGGGAGAAUCGUCAGACAUCACUAGUGAGGGCCAGUUAAGAGAUAGGGAAACAGGCCUCCAGCGGACAGGCCAGUGCUCAAGGCCAUCUGUGUUUCGUGGCUGAGCUGGAAAAGCCAAGCUGCCCUGAGGUUCCAUCCGCGUUUGUCAGGGGCAUUGUGGACACAGACUGGAAGGGAUGAUGGAAGGGCCUCCCUGGCCUGGGAGCUGCCUCUGUGAGUUAGGGGAAGAGAAGUAGAGGGCCGGAGAAGGUGAUAAGGAUGGAAGAGGUAGAAGGAGCUGGCCAGCCAGAGAGAAAGAGGACCAAGGAGGCCACCAUUGACUGUGGCAGGCGGGAAGAUAAGACAGAUGCUGAGGUCUCGCAGUCCUGAGAAGGACCAUUGUGGCUUGAGGGGUGGCCACUGCCACUGAUUGCCAUUCUCCUGGGGAGUCCAGCCCCAACCCUCCUGCCCUGUAUACAGCUGUUUAUUUAUUGCACGAAUUUUAAGUUAUUCUCCCCAGCCGGAAACCUAGCACCCACUGCCUGGGAAAAGUGGUGUGUGGCCCUGUGCUGGACUUUAUAUUUUAUAUCUGCAAAUAAAUCACAUUUUAUCUUAUAUUUAGGGAAAGCCGGAUGACAACCACCCAAAAAAUGCUUAAAAAAAAAAAAAAUUGACCCGGCCCCCAGAAUUUAUUUAUUUUCUGACUUACAGUAAGCGAGUUAUCCGCCUUCUGUAUUUUGUAGACUUUCUGAAUAAAAGUCAAAUUCUCUUUUUCCACAGUGA